AAAAUGAGUACGGUGCGCAUUGCAGCUGCUGCUCGACGAUCAUGUCUGCCGGCAACGAGGACUUCAACAUCAACAGGGAGGGCAUGUGCAUGGUACGGGGAUGAUAUAUCUCUGGGGCCUCUUGUUGUCUCGAGAGGAAUAUCGAACUCACGGAGUGCCAAGAAGGCUGCUGCCACUGCUGCUGCUGGUCCUUCACGAUUAGCUGCGACCCCAGCCCUUGCAUCAAGUUCCUCUUCCUCCUCUUCUUCAAUAGUGUCAACGACAGCAACAAGAACAAAUGACCCCUCCAGCAGGCGUGGGACUUUUUCUGGCGCGGAGCCCACCAACAGCAUAGAGGCAGCAGCAACAACAACAACAACAGGAACUAGAGCCAGAACGCCUUUACCAUCACUUUCUCGUCCAUUGGGCGUGAAGCAGAGGCCGAGUGCACAUACAAACACGUGGGAGGAAUUGAGGGAAGAUAUGAUGGAUCAGUCCAAGAGGAUGGACCAGCGACGAGUUCUAAUUCAGCAAGCAACUCAGGGUUAUUUUAAUGAUUAUCAUCGGUUAGGAGAUCGACAAGGGAAGUCGUGGAUUGGACCUAAGACGCUCAUUAAAUCGGAGCAAGCCUUAUAUUUCCCUAACAUGGAGGGGACUAGGCUAACACCCAAAGAGCCUGUUCAUACUACGUCGGUACUCGAAGGGAAGGUUUCUCUCGUUGCGAUGUUAUCUACACAAGCUUCCCAGGAACAUGUCGAGUCGUUCGCAAUACGGACAAUCAGCGAGAACAAGGACAAUCCUCACUUCCAAUAUGUUCAGAUCAACCUUCAAGAAAAUCCCCUUAAAUCAUUCAUCAUCGCCUUAGCAGCCCGUUCCCUCCGUAAGCAAAUUCCCGAGCAUCUUCAAUCGACCUACAUUCUUUCCCAUCAAAACAUGGAGCUCUUUCGAGAACCGAUGGGGAUGGAGAACAGACAUGUUGGGUAUGUGUAUCUUGUGGACCAAGACGGGAAGAUUAGGUGGGCCGGGUGCAGUCAUGCUAAUCCGGAAGAAAUCCAGGCUUUGGCUGUUUGUACGGAUGUUUUGUUGAAGAGGGCGGUAAGAUCAGAAGGAGUGGGGAAAUGAAGGGGGUGAGGGAAUUGCGUUUCUUUGGUUCGUGCACCAACCCGAAAACGCAUUUUAUUACGAGUGGGACACCCCCAUACUCGUCUUUUUUGUACGUACCGGGGCCUCCCAAGUGGAUCGCUGUCCUCCCGUUCGCGUUGUUGAAAAAACUUCGAAUCGUUGACCACUUGAG
This is a messenger RNA of Cantharellus anzutake, 1273 nucleotides long. Its product is annotated as ATP10 protein-domain-containing protein. The transcript is spliced from 5 exons. Gene Ontology annotation, cellular component: mitochondrial inner membrane. The record is from RefSeq and is a predicted model, not a curated record. NCBI's taxonomy places the organism in Eukaryota, Fungi, Basidiomycota, Agaricomycetes, Cantharellales, Hydnaceae. Gene Ontology annotation, biological process: mitochondrial proton-transporting ATP synthase complex assembly. The coding region runs from base 4 to 1101 and encodes 365 amino acids.